AUGGUCAGGGCCACCACAGACUCAAGCAGCGCUACCCCCGCUCGGCGCAAGUCUGAGGAAGAUCUCGACUCAAACCGCGCGCACAAGAAGCCGCGCACUCGAGUCAGUUACUCCUGUGGGGAAUGCCAUCGCCGUAAACAGAAGUGCGACAGGCAAGUGCCUUGUUCGCAUUGUGUUGCACGCAAGGUUCCUGAGCUCUGCAAGUCGUACACCCCCGGCAAGUCCGACCAGGACAUACAUGUCCGUCUCGCGAGGCUUGAACAAAUCGUCGAGACUGCUUUGCCUCAAUACUGGGCUCAAGGCCGUCUGACGCCCGUCUCCGACGGUCCUGAGCCCCAUGACAAGCAGCGGUCGGUAUCGCCUAUGGACGACGGCAGUCAUUCCCAAGCCGAGGACGAAGACCCUAGCGGAGGAAUAUUUGAGAGUGGGACGUGGUACGGGAAGAGCGCGGCUGGAUUGGUCGCCGCACCGGCUGUCCUGGAGCAGCUUCAAAGCAUGGUUGCAACUCCUGAUAGCGGGUCCGGGGGCAGCACUUUCCCGGUGACUCACAAUGCGCUUCUAGAAGAAGAGUCAAAACCAAAUAUUACGCCUAUGGAACAAAGCGCUACGGAGCGCCUCCAACGGCUCAUGCAAGACUGCGGUUAUAGUACAGAGCGGCUCCAAAACAUGUACGAUGAGCUGCCUCCUCGCAAGUUUCGUGAUGAGCUUGUCAGCCACUACUUCAACGUCAUUAACUGGACUCGUUAUCCUAUCUCAGAAAACGAGUUUCGCGACUCGUACGCCUCGUUUCUGGCCAACGAACACAACCCCUCCAAGCCCAGCAAUAUCCGUUUCUUGCCAUUGCUUUUUGUCGUUUUGGCCACUGCAGUCAGAUCUGCGCCUUCUAGACCAGGUACUACCGAGGCCUCACGGAAGACUACUGCAUCUCGUUACUAUUGGUGCUGUCGUCGUGCUAUGUUGAUUGUUGCUUGCGUUCAGCCGGAUUGUUUUGAGAUCGUGCUGACGCGAAUGCUGAGUGCUCGGUUUCUCGUACUCGACCGACGUAUGACUGAAUCCUGGAGCCAAUUGGGUGCUGCAGUUCGCAUAGCACAGGCUAUCGGACUACAUAGAGAUGGAGCAGAUAUGGGCAUGGAGCCUUUGCAAGUCGAAAGACGGCGCCGCAUAUGGGCCCACUUGUAUCAUGCCGAUCGCUCUAUUGCAUUGGUUCUAGGACGACCGGUCGCUAUCCAUGACAGCCACACCUCCACUCGGCCCCCCACCAAUGCUGACGAGAGGAGUUUCGAUGGCAAGACGUUCAAAUCUUUGCCAUUAUCACAGCCAACUCGUACUACUUUCCACAUCCUCCGACAUUCCCUCGCUAUCAUUAUGGGCCGCAUGUCGGAUUUCUUCCAAAACGUCAACUCACCCAGACAUUACUCCGACGUCAUUGAGCUGGACGACGAACUUCUCAAUUGGAGACAAAACCUACCCCCCUACUACUCCCUCGAUCCCGACACUUCACUCGAUCGUUCCCACCCUUACAUCCCUCUCCAACGGUUCUUACUGGUCACGGAGUUCCUCUUCGUCCGGAUUUCCUUACAUCGUCCUUACUUGCUACGAAAGCUUGACGGUAACAAGUACUCCCGCUCGCGCGACGCAUGCUUUGAGUCUGCGUUGAAGGACCAUCAAACCCGACAGGAGUACAUCGCGACAACCAUACGGGAAGGCCGCGACCCUGCCGCGAGCGCGUACCGCGAGUUCCAAGCCGCUAUGAUCGCCGGCAUCUAUUUGGCUCUUUACCCGAAAGGUCGCGACGUCGAGAGGAUGCACAGCCUAUUGGAAACCUUCCUCGAGCGUAAUAAGCACCUCACAGAGAUCGACCUGAUCGCUCGGCGAGAAAUCAAGAUUAUCGAGUUUCUCAAGCGCAAAUUUGAUGGAGCCGCCGAACAGCAGGUGUCCUCUGUUUCUUCUCCACCGGCCACCUCUCCCGACGCGAACGGCAAUGUCCACCUCCUUUCGGACCACUCUUUCCCUUCGGUCGCCUCACUCCCCCUUACAUCCCCUCGCGCUGCGUUUUCACAGCUCCCGCGACCAUCUCCCCUCCAACAGAUGCGGUAUUUACAGCCGAGCGAGACUUCGUCGCCUGGCACGGGUACUGGGAGCCCUCAAGGAGAAGACGAGACAGCACAGACGCUGCUUGACCAGUGGUGCAACAUCUUCAGCGGCGGACCAGCCGUCGACGAUCAUCCUGGUGGAACUGGGCUGCCCUGGGCGACUCCGGGGUUGGUGGACGUGAACGGCUGGCUAGGAGGCAAUGGGAUAAUAGCGACACCAGUGGCUGGAGGAGAAGGUGUGAUGCCACCUGCGGGCGUAGAUGGAGCGGACUGGAGCUACUGGGAGUCGUUAGUAGAGCAGAUUCGCACCAGCGGAUCGGCCUCACGUCCCUCGAGGAUCUGCAGAUCAGUGCAGACCAUGCCUAAACGCCUCCGAAGUCCAGGGUCCGCGGACCCUCCUAGCCGCUCCUCGACCAAGGCCCGCACCGACGCCCCCGUCGCGCCCUCCUCCGCCUCACAGACCCUCCCCGAGCUCCCCGACAAGAUCCGGAUCUUGUCCUGGAACGUCGACACGCCGGCGCCCUUCCUGCAGCUCCCGAGCAGCAAGCAGCGCUCUGCGGCGAGCACGAGUCCGGGGACAGUCCCCGGCAGCCACCCCGCCCUCCUGCGUGACCUCCUCCGGCGGCACGUGUUCCCCGACUUCAUCUGCCUCCAAGAGGUCCGCGCACGCCAUACCGACCGGGAGUGGGUCGCCGCGCUCCGGCUCGCCGCCAACUUCGGGACGCACGGGAUGGGCACGCUCGCCGACUCCCCGAAGUACACGAUGUUCCACAGCCUGAACCGCGCUGCACGGGGGCAGCGCAACUUCGGCGUCGCGACUUUCGUGCGCGCCCCGCGCGAGACGGCGAUUGCAGCCGCGCGCGAGGUCGACUGGGACCACGAGGGCCGGGUGCUCGUGCUCGAGAUGAAGGCCAGCUGGGCGCUCGUGAACGUGUACGCGCUCAACGGGAGCGAGUACAUGUGGCGGGACCCGCUCGGGACCAUCGCGCCCAAGACGCGCCACGGGCGCAAGCGCGAGUUCAACAGGCUCCUUGCGGACGAGUGCGCCGCGCUGCGCGCGCGGGGGCUCCGCGUCGUGCUCGUCGGGGACUUCAACAUCGUGUUUCGAGAGUUGCACCCCAAUGUCAAGGCCUAUAGCUGGUUCGCCAAAGGCAAACCUCAGGGUAGCGACCGCUCCAGGGUGGACUACGCUCUGGUGGACUCUCGAUCAAAAGAGAACGUCGUGGAGAUGACAUACCUCGAGGAUCCGCAGGAGAGGUGGCACAGCGAUCACGCGCCAUUCGUGUUGACUGUGAACAGCAUGGAAUUCGGAGACGGAGCUCCAUCCAUAGAUUAG
This is a messenger RNA of Epithele typhae, 3429 nucleotides long. RefSeq lists its product as uncharacterized. Lineage: Eukaryota; Fungi; Basidiomycota; Agaricomycetes; Polyporales; Epitheliaceae. Gene Ontology annotation, molecular function: zinc ion binding; DNA-binding transcription factor activity, RNA polymerase II-specific; DNA binding. The transcript has 12 exons. Gene Ontology annotation, biological process: regulation of DNA-templated transcription; DNA-templated transcription. The record is from RefSeq and is a predicted model, not a curated record. The coding region runs from base 1 to 3429 and encodes 1142 amino acids.